This is a messenger RNA of Vespa mandarinia (Asian giant hornet), 709 nucleotides long. Its product is annotated as cytochrome P450 4C1-like. Gene Ontology annotation, molecular function: heme binding; monooxygenase activity; oxidoreductase activity, acting on paired donors, with incorporation or reduction of molecular oxygen. Lineage: Eukaryota; Metazoa; Arthropoda; Insecta; Hymenoptera; Vespidae. The record is from RefSeq and is a predicted model, not a curated record.
CUUUCACUGUUGCGGCAGGAAAAUCGUAGGAGUUGCAUUGUGGAAACAGAGUGUCUGUAAAUCACAAAAUUUAUAACCAUAAUCGCUAGAUUAUUUUUAUUUUAUUAAGUUAUUUCCAUACAUUCUAUUUGAAUCAGUUUAUCAUGGAAUUCACUGUAAUAUUAAUUAUUAUUGUAAAAAUUUUAUUUGCUCUAUGGAAUAGCAGAUUAUUUUUUAAAUAAAUUACAUAUGUUUAAUAAGAUUAAAGGAAUCUCUGGUCCAAAAGCAUAUCCAAUUAUUGGAAAUAUUCAUUUAUUUAUUGGUGAUAUAGCUGCUUUACUCAACCAAAUAUUAAAUCUCGAUAAGAAUUAUCAAUUAUUGUGGCGUGUAUGGCUAGGAAUAAAAUUAUUUGUAAUCGUAGACAAUCCCGAAUAUAUCAAAACUGUAUUCAAUAGUCCAAAUAUUACUGAUAAGAGCGUGGAAUAUGAAAAAUUUAAACCUUUUGUGGGCAAUGGUUUGUUAACUGCUCCAGCAUCAUUGUGGAAUCGACAUCGAAAAAUGUUAAAUGACGUGUUCCUUUUAAAACAUACAAAAUCGCAUAUGGAUCUAUUCAUUAAUUAUUCUAUCGUUUUAAUGAAAAAAUUGGAAACUUCAAUUGGAGAAGAAUUAGACGUUUUCCAUUACAUUUUUCGCUGUACAUUGGAUAUAAUAUAUGGUAGAAUUUAGAAAU